AUGUGUCGAAAUUACUUCAUCACUAGCCUUAUUUUGCUACAAGCUACAUUGACUGGUGCAAAAAAUGUGAACUAUCUGCACCGGCGUGCUAUCUCAAGCUCUGCUGGUAUUAAAUCCACUGGAAUCGAUACAGUCUCUUCUUCAGCACUACCAGUUGUAGUCGGUCAAUCAGCCUCAACCGCCUCUAUUGCCUCUGAAUCUAUUGCCAGCUAUACUGUGACUUUGUCAUCGAUAUCCAUUGCAGAGCCUUCUCCAACGAGCAGCUCACAAGAAGUCGUUGUGACCAAUCCUGAUGAUUCAUCCCAAUCGGUGACUUUUGUAAAAGAGGAUGUUCCCGCAGAUGUGCAAGAUCAAUUGCCCUCUAUCUCUGUAGGCACCUUGCUACCGAUCACUUUGAUCAUUGGGGGUAUUGCAACGCCAGUUCUCGUGAGCUCAGCUGCCACUAUGGUCGUUCCGCUCACUGUGCCAGCUUGGCUGACGGUAGCAAUGUUCCCAUCACCAAGUAGUAUCUCAGAAACUACUGAUAGCUCAGAAGACUCAACUGCUACGACAAAUUCCGCAACAGACUCAGCCUCGGGAACAUCGAUAAUCUCGAUUAGCUUCACUAUUACAACAUCUAUUGCGCUUACCGUUGACGCCGCUCAAGCCUUUGUUUCUGGAUCAGAUCCUAUCUCCACCUCAUCAACACUUAUAACUAGCACCCCUGUCACCCCAAGUACUACCACUUCUAUCAAGAGUACUUUCACGUGGACUUACUCUACUCCCACCACGACUGCUACCCCUACCAUCAGGAAUACUUACACCUCGAGUGUCUACUCUUCUUCCAGUACUGGUACUUCCUCUACUCCUACCACAAGUACCUCUGCUUCCACUACAAGUACUUCCUUUACUCCUACCACAAGUGCCUCUGCUUCCACUACAAGUACUUCCUUUACUCCUACCACAAGUGCCUCUGCUUCCACUACAAGUACUUCCUCUACCAUUACCACAAGUACCUCUACUCCUGGCUCCACGACUACAUCUGCUUCAUCAGGGCCGACCCAAGUAUGGGGUAAUAACCAAGGCUCCAGUCAAUGCAGCUCACUUUCUGGAGCAUGCAAAUUAGCCUAUGCCCAGUACGUGGACGAUUUUACUUAUGUCGCGAAGACCUCAUAUACGUGGACAGUUCAUAGUGAGAGCAUGGUAUAUUCUUCUGUCUCCGGCUAUGGCUGUGCUGCCAGUUUUUCUUGCAAAGAUUACACCGUCGGCAUGACUGGAGCGGAAAUAAAGCAAGCGUAA
Messenger RNA from Penicillium taxi, 1278 nucleotides. RefSeq lists its product as uncharacterized. The record is from RefSeq and is a predicted model, not a curated record. The coding region runs from base 1 to 1278 and encodes 425 amino acids. NCBI's taxonomy places the organism in Eukaryota, Fungi, Ascomycota, Eurotiomycetes, Eurotiales, Aspergillaceae. The transcript has a single exon.